Abrus precatorius (Indian licorice) is the source of this 1352-nucleotide messenger RNA. Its product is annotated as lon protease 2-like. The transcript has a single exon. Lineage: Eukaryota; Viridiplantae; Streptophyta; Magnoliopsida; Fabales; Fabaceae. The record is from RefSeq and is a predicted model, not a curated record. Bases 185 to 976 code for a protein of 263 amino acids.
CCAAGUCCAAACAUCACCGUAGAACUUCCCACAAGAAAUACCCAAUGAUGGAGUGAUGGCCACGACCACGUUAACCACACAACCAACUACUCAUAGUCUACUAGUAAAGUAACAAAUCACUAUGCAUUUUCUGUUUCCAUUAUUCUAAAUUUGUGAUAAUAGAGGAAAGGAAAAAGAAAAAAAAAUGGCAUUCCCAAUGCCACAGCUCGUGCCCUCUGCUUCUCUAUCUCAUACCCACUGCUUAAACAUCAACACACUCACAUUACCAUCAUUGUUCCACCGUCGCCGGAGCCUGGACUCUCUCCGGUGCUCGGCUUCCUCUUUCUCCGACAAGCACCAGGACAUGGUGGAGCUCCCUCUCUUCCCUCUCCCUCUGGUUCUCUUCCCCGGCGCCAUCCUUCCUCUUCAGAUCUUCGAGUUCCGUUACCGCAUCAUGAUGCACACGCUCCUCCACACCGACCUACGAUUCGGGGUUAUCUACAACGACGCCGUUUCGGGCACCGCGGAAGUCGGGUGCGUGGGCGAAGUGGUCAAACACGAGCGUCUCGUUGACGACCGGUUUUUCUUGGUAUGCAAGGGACAGGAACGGUUUCGAGUGAGCAACGUUGUACGGACGAAACCAUACCUUGUGGGGCGCGUGACGUGGCUUGAGGACAGGCCUUCGGAGAAAGUGGGAGAGGACGUGGAGGGUUUGGCGAGUGAGGUGGAGAGUUAUAUGAAGGACGUGAUUCGGCUGUCGAAUCGAUUGGGUGGGAAGGGAGAGAAAGAGAUUGGGGAUUUGAGAAGGAAUCUAUUUCCUACCCCGUUUUCUUUCUUUGUUGGAAGCACGUUCGAGGGUGCACCCAGAGAGCAACAGGCUCUGUUAGAGUUGGAGGACACUGCCACCAGGUUGAAGAGGGAGAAAGAGACUUUGAAGAACACACUUAAUUACCUCUCUGCUGCCUCUGCUGUGAAAGAUGCCUUUCCUUCUUCUUGAUUUCGAUUUCCUGGAAUACAAGUUGUAAAUUUUUAUGCCUAAUUUAUUUUGCUUGCUUAAUCGUCCCCUUUAGUUAUUUGAUUUUGUUGUGUGUAUACUGGACUAUACAAUAUACAAUUUCCAAAAGAAAAAAAAAAAAACAAGUUAUUCAUCCUUCCAGCUAGAUGUCUUACACACCUUUGCAAUGGGCAAUGAAGGAGGAGAGUAAUAUUUGUAUUUUACUUUGAGGGUUGAUCAUAUUAACUAUAUUUUGCUAAAUUUUGACAAUCACUGGUUGAUUGGAAGGCCGGCUUGUUGAAUUGUGGGGAAAAUUCUUCUUUUAGGAAAUCAGAAUGAAUGUAAAUUUAUGACUCUUUUUUUAAACACUAGGAAUAAA